Molecule: messenger RNA, 3731 nt
Organism: Neoarius graeffei (lesser salmon catfish)
Lineage: Eukaryota; Metazoa; Chordata; Actinopteri; Siluriformes; Ariidae
Exons: 3
Coding region: 413-3130 (905 amino acids)
Molecular function (GO): 3'-5'-RNA exonuclease activity
Source: RefSeq, a predicted model, not a curated record
UAAAUCCUUAAAGAAGAAGAAAACUAGUGUCGAUUCAAGAAUAAAUAGCAUAUUUACUGAAUAUAUUGUUUAUUUUGUGUGGCGUUGUGUUGAGUUUUUACUUUGAACGGUUUUUUAACGUUGUGUGGGACCAAACUCAUGGGCGCCGCCAUCUUGGAUUUUUAUUUAUUUAUUUAUUUAUUUUAUUUUUUAAGCGAUAAUCGUCAGUAGUCUGUGUAUUUUGUUGUCACUUCCAGUUCGCACACUGUUGGGUCGGUCAGCUUGAAACUCCUGCCAUCACUAGGUGGGAAUCCUGUCUCAUGUUGACUGUUUUUCCAAUAAAAUCGGCUGAACACUUUGGUGUCUAGGGCCUGUCAAAGAUCGGAUCACUGCCGAAAAUUUUCCACUGUAGGCUAACUGUCAUAUUACCAGUAUGGCUCAUUCUGUGCCAACGAACGGAGAAGUCCUUGAAAAUCUCCAGAAGUUUGGGCUCAGUGACGCCAUCUCCUGGCUAAUGGAUAUAUGGGUGGUGGAUGAAAGGGUGCAGAAAACUCCUCAGAGUGUUUCCAGUGCAGUGAAACAGGUGAAAAACAAAUGCUCUCUGCUAAAAAAAAAUAAAAGGCCAGGGGGGCAGGAAGCUCUCGAGGCAUUUUGUAAGACGCCGUUCAAAUUCCCAAUUCCACGAACAACAAAACGAUCCACUCCAGCUCCAAGAGAUCGACUUGAUCCUGUUGUUCUAAUGGAUCUUUGUAAAGAGUUGCAAAAAAAGACAGAGGUUCUCACAGAGGAGCGUGAGGGGCUGUCUGAAGAAAUUGCCAGACUUCAAGAGAAGUUAAGUCAACUCCAGGUUACCCUCAAAGAAAAAUGUAGACUGUUAAGGAAUGCGACUGAUCGAGAGUAUUACCACAGGCGUAAAAUAAGGUGCCUUGAACAAACCUUACAGGCCGAGUCUGAUGAUGAUGUAGAUGAAGAAGAGUUGCGAGAAGAAGAGUCAGCCAUUGAAUCAGACAUUGAUCAUGUUAUACAGAAAUUAGAUGGAUAUAAGACAGUCUAUGAAGAAAACCUAGAACUGAAAGAAGAACUGAAAUAUAUGAAGGAGUCAUUUGCUGCAUCAAAGAUAUUGGAAACCUACAACUCAGAGACUUCAUCUUUUACUCCAGCUUUCAGAGAACUUGUCGACAAACUUCUUAGUCUUCACAUAUCCUCUACAAAUAUUUCAUCCACCAUCAAUGCUGUUCUUGAGUUUGCUGGUUUGAGAUGUGAAAGAUUGCCUGCAAGAGCUACUGUCAGUGAGUGGAAUGUAGAGCGACUAGCAAUGGCUCAGAUACAGCUGGCAGAAGAACUACCCAGUCAGAGCGAUACAACCCUAUACAGUGAUGUAACCACCAAAUUUGGUCAGCGAUACAUGGGUUAUCAUCUUUCUGGUGCAGAUGGUCGUUUCUGGGUUCUUGGCUUACGAGACAUCCCUUCCAAAUCUUCUGUAGAUUGCCUGUCAACAUUUAAAGAAAUCCUUGGUGACCUAGAUGAUUGCGUAGCCUCUAACCAGGCUGGUAAAGACAUUUUGUUGAGGAUUCGUUCUACUAUGUCUGAUCGAGCAGCCACAGAAUCAAAGUUUGUCGAGCUCCUUGAGUUGUAUCGUAGGGAAGUUUUAGCCACUGUUCUCGAGGGCUGUGAUGACUUGAGUGAAGAUGCCAAGACAGCCACUGCCAAGCUCCAUAUGUUUUUCUGUGGUCUUCAUUCCUUGAUCCAGUAUGCUGAGACAUCCAUUGCAGCAAUUGCAGAGUGUGAAAAAGCUGAGAACGUCCCUUCUCUGUGCUCUGACUGCAUCAUCAAAGCUGGAGAACCAGGCACCCUCCAUCUACUUCGCACAGCAGCCAAAGCAUUUGCCCGAGGUGGAGAUGAUCAGUCAGGAAAGUAUUUUGAGUUUAAUGAUUUCUGUGUGGACUUCUUCACAGAGCACAACGUUAAAACAAUGCCUUUGAAACUCUUCAGAGGAAAUCGUUUUAACUCGGUCUUCUAUGAGGCAGAGUAUGUGUUCUUCCUCCAUGAGAAGAUGCUGGAAUUCUUGCACCAGUGCCCUGAGAAGAACCAGCUGCUCUGUGCUGUUUUGGCAGACCUCUCAGUACCAUCUUUCAUUGCUGGUCUUAAAGCACUGGGUCUCUUAAGCAAGCUGGUGAUUGGUCCUUUAUGGAGACUGCUUGAAGAUAGCCAAGUACAUAUUCUGGACAUGAACCAGCACUAUACACAGCUUUACAACUUCCUACUGAGUGCCUCUGAGUGUGUAGGUGAUUUCAUGUUGGGUGACUUUUCUCCAUUCCCUGACCUGGUGAAAAAAGAUUGUUACCUGAGAUCACUGGUUGAACCUUGUGCAGAGUAUGAUGAAAUGGUUGCCAGCAGACUCUGUGUUAUCUUUCCGGCGUUGGCCAUGGUGAUCGGCAAGCAAUGCCAAGAACAUCUUCCAGGUGGGCAGUAUAGCCUGAGUGAUGGUUCUGAUGUAAGGAAGCAGUUCGCUGGUGUUGGUAAGCACAGUAAAUUUUCAGAAAGUGCCUUUGCUUACAUGGACAACCUACUGCGGUACAAACCUCACAUUGGCACCCUGGGGAGUGAGUCGUACAUCAUGUUUGCUUUGAACAAGACAGCAGAUUGGCUGGCAGCAAAGUCAGAGAAGGAAAAGUGUACACUGAUCAAAGCAGCCAUGAAGAUGACAUCCACAUUGAAACAGCAGUACGCUGAACGUUGCAAGAUGGUAAGCCAGAAGAGGAGGGAGCAGCAACAACUUAAGUGGGAAGCAGAACAAAAACGGAAGGCUGCUGUGCUGAAGGCUAAGGAAGAACUCACUAAUGACAUCAUCCACUAUGGUCUAUGGCGGUCUCCAGGUGAUGUGGACAGGGCUUUAGAUGACCUACCCACAAAGAAAGAGAAGAUAGCAGCUUUGAAGGUGCAGCUUAAAUUCCGCCAGCAGGUGCUCCAGCAGCAGUCUCCAGACAAGUCAGUCUAUGCCUUCAGCGGUGCAGGAAAGCCACAUUCCGUAGAGAAAUUAGCAGCCAAUCUGAAGACUUUAGAUUUAGGAUUUCAAAGUGCAUUCAGUGUUGAGCCACAGGGGGAUCUUAGUGAAGGCAGAGAGGAUGGAAACCCGGCACUGAGGCUUUGAUAGCAGAGGCGGGGAUGGAGCACCUGAAUAAGAAGGUUGAAGUCAACACUCUAGUCACUGUGUUUAAGGCAGUCUGGAAAAGGGCUCCACCCUAUAUGUCGGCCAUGUUUAAAUGGAAGUCACCGCCUGUUAUAAAGGUUCAUACCCCAACUGCUGUCAAGCUGCUCUUGGACUGGGAUCCCAAUCAGCUUAGCUCUCCUCCGGUGACUGUCAAGUCAUUUAAAGGCAGUCUACAUGGACAUGGAAUGAACUACCAUUAGAAGGGAGACAAGUACUAGGCCAGAAGACAUUUAACAAUGGACUUUAAAGUAGCAGUAUGUAGCAUUUGAUAUUUGAAUAGACUGUAGAUUUAGUUUUGUUUGUAAUGUCGCUGGUUUUAUUUCUGUGUGUUCCUUGUGUUUAAAUGUUUUAAAAUGUUACACCACAGGAACCUGAAAAACACCAGAUCAAGGACCUGAGUGUGUACUGCUGGUCAAACAAAUAAACUUAAAACUUGGUUGGACAGAGAGCACACUGCAUUCUCAGGAAAAGUUAUCUCACAAGUGCCAGGAUUUCCCCCUGUGGUACAAUAGCAAGUACAAUGGUGACGACGCCAUCUACA